Acaromyces ingoldii is the source of this 997-nucleotide messenger RNA. RefSeq lists its product as hypothetical. Gene Ontology annotation, biological process: cytoplasmic translation. The record is from RefSeq and is a predicted model, not a curated record. Lineage: Eukaryota; Fungi; Basidiomycota; Exobasidiomycetes; Exobasidiales; Cryptobasidiaceae. Bases 481 to 948 code for a protein of 155 amino acids. Gene Ontology annotation, cellular component: cytosolic large ribosomal subunit. Gene Ontology annotation, molecular function: structural constituent of ribosome; mRNA binding. The transcript has 3 exons.
CUCUUGUUCAAUCGCCAAAACCGCACCGCCGACUCAAGGUGAGUAUUGCUCGAUUGGUGUUGCCUGCUGCAAGGCGAUCGAUUACACGGCGGGUGUGGCGGGCCAUGGCGAUGGAUACGGGAGUGGUGGAGGUUGAGCAGGGAGGCGGAAGAGAAGAAACGAAAGGCUAGAGAUGGAAUUGAAGGUGGCCAGCCACCGCAUGGAGAGACAGACCCCGACGUCGUAACCGAUACAUGGGGUGGGGGCGCUCGAAAGCGUCGAGAGCGCUCGAAGGGGCAGGACAUCUUGGAGGCAGCGAUUGAAGGACAUGGGUAUUUCGGAUGGGGGAAUAUAUCAGCGGGGCAAUUGAAUGAUGAGGGGCACAGGUGGACGGACAGAGGGAUGGCGAGGGAAUCGAAGAGAUGGAGUUGGAGGAGACGAUUGCAAGUUACAGGUUGAGAGAACAACGGCUGAUGCUGGACCUACAGACACUCGCCCACGAUGAAGGUCGAGACGUGCGCAUUCUCGCAGAGGAAGAUCUACCCUGGCAAGGGCAAGCUCUACGUCCGUGGAGACAGCAAGGUCUUCCGGUUCGUCUCGAGCAAGAACGAGUCGCUGUUCCUCCAGCGCAAGAACCCGCGUAAGAUCGCCUGGACCAUCGUCUACCGCCGCAUGCACAAGAAGGGCAUCACCGAGGAGAUUGCCAAGAAGCGCUCGCGCAAGACUGUCAAGCACCAGCGUGGUAUCGUCGGUGCCUCGCUCGACUCGAUUGCUGCCAGGCGUAACCAGAAGCCCGAGGUCCGUGCCGCCGCGCAGGCUCAGGCCCUCGCCAAGAGCAAGGAGGACAAGAAGAAGAGGCAAGAGGAGAGGAAGCUCAACAAGGCCAAGGGUGCUUCGGCUGGUGGCUCGGGCCCCAAGGUCUCGAAGCAGCAGAUGAAGGGUGGCGCUGGAGGCAAGGUCCGCGUGUAAGCUGGGAUGACCUUCCCAUCAGCAGCCUCCGGCGUCUCUUGUAUUCUCU